Diatraea saccharalis (sugarcane borer) is the source of this 2350-nucleotide messenger RNA. NCBI's taxonomy places the organism in Eukaryota, Metazoa, Arthropoda, Insecta, Lepidoptera, Crambidae. The record is from the annotation of a GenBank genome assembly.
AGUCCCAGAGGGGCAGCCGGAUUCAUCAACCCCUGGCGCUGGCCUCAACUCGGAACUGGACAUGAUGACUCCUCGCGGCAAUUGCACCGGCCGCUUCCUUACCAUGCACAAGCGCCGUAAAAAGAAGCUCCUCACCCGAUCCCUGAGCCAAGAGGCUGCACUCCUCGACGACCUCCUACUCGGACAAGUGCAGUGCAUCCUGAAUCAGUCAGUCCAGUGGAAGUUCAAUGCAUUUACAUUAGAAAACGUCUCCGGGGGUCGUUGCUUGCCUGUGCUCUGUGUGCAUUUGUUUCACAUCUACGGGCUACUAUCUCACUUCAAGCUUGACGCAGUGAAGGCUUGGAAGCUGUUCAGCCUCAUUGAGGAGGGUUACCACAGCACAAACCCCUAUCAUAACUCGAUCCACGCCGCUGACGUCACCCAAGCCAUGCACUGCUUCUUACAGCAGAAACAGAUUCGUGAUCACUUGGAGCCGCUGGAGAUCAUGGCGUCUCUGUUGGCGGCCAUAGCCCACGACAUGGACCAUCCAGGCGUUAACCAACCAUUCCUUAUCGCCACAUCUAACCACCUGGCUGCUUUGUAUCGAAACACCUCCGUGUUGGAGAAUCAUCAUUGGCGUUCCGCUGUCAGCUGCCUCAUCGAGAGUGGAUUGCUGGAUCAGAUGGCGGAGAUUCGGGCCAUUUUGGAGAAUCAGAUCAGUUCACUGAUCCUCGCAACGGAUAUCACUCGACAGCAGGAGUACCUCAGCCAGUUCAAGACUCAUUUGGACACGAACACCUUGGACAUGACGCAAAAGGAACAUCGCCAUUUGGUAUUACAAAUCGCCCUGAAGUGCGCAGACAUAUCUAAUCCUUGUCGUCCGUGGGAAAUCAGCAGGAAAUGGAGUCUCAAAGUAUGCGAGGAGUUCUUCCGCCAAGGCGAUUACGAAAGGAAACUUAAUCUACCCGUGACCGCUCUCUGCGACAGGCACACCACCUCCAUUCCCAAGAUACAAACAGGGUUUUUCAAAUUUGUCGUCACUCCAUUAAUAACAGAAUGGCACAGGUUCCUACAGAAUGACUUAUCAGCACAAAUGCUAAAGAAUCUGUUGUAUAAUCAAAGCAAAUGGGAGAUGCUGGUUGCCCAGGAGUUAGCGGAGGAAACUGGCACAGAAAUAUCUGAUGCGGAUAUGGUGGAUGACGACCUCGAAACUUGUUCUGGGACUAAUAUAUCUGACAGUUCUGAACUUCUUUUACCACUGCGUAGAAGUUCUCUUAAUCCAGUGAAGCAAGUGCGUUUAAAAGAUCAGCUCCGUCGUUUCUCUGUGCCGUUGAACGUGUUUCAAGAUUCAAAAUAUCGUCGGGAUAAAAUAAGAGCCUCCUCUAUUGAUCCAUGUCAGAGUAGUGUACAGAGUCCCGAUGGCAGCGAGCACUCUCUGCAUUCUCAGCUCAGCGUUAGAGGCCACUGCGAGCACUCUCGUUCCACUGCAGAGAAAGUUCUCAGUACAGAAAAGCUUCUACCUGAUUCCUCUAUAGCAUCUAUAACUACUCCAGUGCAAGCGACGAGGUUGAACACAGUACUAAAAGACGGCUGUACGUGGAAACUGGUCCGCCAACAGACAUUCCCGCCACUGGAGUCUGUUGCACGUGCGCAUGCCCACCACAACAACCAAACGGAAACCAGCCAAGAGGAUUCAAUGUUCCCAUCUCGAUUCCGAUCUGAAGUGUGGAUUAGGCUCGAUGGGAGUAAGAGGGAAGGGACAUUUACUAGUAUAUUCCGAAGGAACGAUUCUGAAAAGACUGAUACAGAUGACACUUCACAAAAUAAUAACGUUGGGACUGAACCUGCCAAGAAUUUAGAGAAAGAGAAUUUGGAUCCGUUUGUUCGUGCAAGCCUGGAAGGCCGUCGUGACACUACAUCGAUCGGUAGCCAGUUACGAGAUAAUCUGACCGCGAUGCACCACAGCGUAUUCACUUCAGAUCAACUACAGCGGCGCAGGAAAUCUAUGCCUGCUGAAACAGUCGCUUAUACACCAAAAGAAAAGAAGAUACGUGAAGUGGCUACCGCUUUACCGCAGUUUUUGAGGCGGACUCUGUCGAGCAAGGAAUCAUGGACACGACGCCGCGGCUCUGCACCAGCUCCGGUUGCUCCUUCAGAGUUUCGUGGUCUAGCAACUUUAGGAGCUUUGAGGCACAGCAUCAACGGGGGCCGAAGAAAAACAAAUCCUAUUACUACAUGUCAGCAGUGGCUAGCCAAAGCCACGUACAACGUCCAAGAAAGAACCCAACAACUGCCUCGGAGGAGUUCGCUCCCAGUAGAGGUGCUUACAGGUGCUAAUCAGGCUGAUGCUUUUUACUCUUACAUCCAUUAA